ACCCUCCCACUGAGCGGAGGCUUUUCUCCUCCAGCUCCGUUUUUCCUCUGGUUGGGCUUGGGUGGGGCCUAACUUCCCUCCUCUGGCCCUGCCCCUCGCGUUGUCAUGGGGACCCAGCGGCCUCCGUACUUUAGCCGUUUUGCCGGCCUGGUCCCCUUCUACGGACGUAGUGGCAGCAACAGUGAGAGACUAUGGAGCAUUUAACAACCAGCAUCUCCACUACUGGGAAGCGGCCGAGACUGGGCCGCUGCAAGCAUUUCUUUUGGCUGGGCGUGGUCUUUGACACUGUGGGCGCUGUGGUGCUGUUCACUGGCGUCUUCGCGGACCUGCUCUUCUACGACAUGCUGCUGUACCUGGGCUCGAUCAUCAUCUUCUUCAGCCUGCUCUGGUGGGUCUCCUGGUACACCGGUAACAUAGAGCUGCUCCCGGAAGAGUCCUCCAGGAGGAGCACCCGCACGCCCGCUGUCCCCACGGUCGAAACUCUACGCCGCAGCGCAAGCCACCGCUUCUCCUGGACCUUCGAGAGCAUCUCCAACACCUUUCUGAUGCAGCGGCAGCACCUAAGGUCCCUGAAGAGGAGGGGCAUCCUGGGCAUGGCCGUGGCAGGCCUGGAGGAGGAGAAGAAGGGCAAAGGUAGAAGGGAAAGCACCAAGGACAGUAGUGAUCCUCAAGACUUCUGCAAAGAGAAUCUGGGCCCAGAGCCUGAAGAUGACAACAGUCCAGAGGCAGUCAGCUUCCCAGGCCCUGAAGGUCGUGGUGGAACGAGCCUUCUGCUGCAACCUCCAUCCUCUCUGGACCAGCCCUUGCCUUCUGAUGUCCUGGCCCUAAAGAACCCUGCUGUUUCCCUCUCAAUCUCUGCUCAGCCUUCUUUCACUACUUCUAGGAGCCAGCCUAUCCUCCCUGUGGCCUCUAAGAACCAGCUUCCAGUUACCCUUUCCUUAGAGAGUCAUCCUGCAACGCCUGUGGCCUUUCAGAGCCACCUGGUAGGGCCUGUGUCUCCUCAGAGUCCCUUUCAGGUUCAUGUACACUCUGAAAGCCAGCCCCAGAAUCCUCCUUGGGCUUUUCAAACACAGCCUCCAACUGUUCAGGCAUCUGGAAGCCAGGCUACGGCCACCCAGGUCCCAGUGAUGCCUUUUCAGGCUAUGGAUCCACAGGUCUCCCAGACUGUCCAAGACUUUCAGCUCCUACUUCCCACUCAGCAGACCUCUCUCAACACCUCUUUAGUCCAAGAGAUUUCUCAAAGUCAGUCUUCAAAUGUCCUGGAGGUUCCUAAGGUGCCAGAUGCUCAGGCUGUUGAGGCUUUGCCACUACCCAGCGAGAAACUAUCUCCAGAGCUCCCUGAGGUUGCAGCUUUAGCACCUGAGACCCAGCAGUCCAUCUGCUCUGACAGUACCCCAGGCUCUGGGAUGGUGAAGAAGAGUCACCCUCUCUAGAAGGGAUCAAACUCCAGCCAUUUGUCUGGUUGUCCAGGCCUCUGCUAAAACUCACCAGUAUUUCUACAGAUUUAACCGCCAACUUUAUAAAAGCACAAAUACUUAGUCACAUUUUGGAAACUUCCCUCUGGAGUCCUGAUUGAACUCAAACCAAGACUCAUUAGACUGCCUAUGCUGAGUAUACCUGUUAAAAUGUUGGACAUUUUUCUAUCUUCUGAUAAUAUUUAUUGCCAGAAUAUUAAGCCAUAAUAAACUGCCUUUCCAAAUAAAUUUUG
Molecule: messenger RNA, 1708 nt
Organism: Octodon degus (degu)
Lineage: Eukaryota; Metazoa; Chordata; Mammalia; Rodentia; Octodontidae
Exons: 2
Coding region: 192-1433 (413 amino acids)
Source: RefSeq, a predicted model, not a curated record